AUGAAGUCCUCCAUAUCCUCCCUCCUCCUGCUGGGCCUGUCCGCCUGGACCGCCCAGGCACUCGAGGUUCAAGUCGACCAAACCGACGAGAACAGGCAAAAAUGCGCCGGAAUGUAUAGCAGGAAGGACUGGGGCGGCCCCAUCGACCCCUUCAUCCUGUCCGUCUUCCCAGACCAGACCGUCGAGGGCCACGACGAUCCCAUUGUGUCGCUGGUCAUCUUUGAGUGGAAGGACGAGGACCUCAUCGGCGUGACCGACCCCGAAGGCAAGGCCUACGAGCGCGAGUUCAUCUGCAACGAGCCUGCUGUCGCCAAGGGCUACUGCAACGAGACCAAGCUGGGCGAGUUCAUCCUCUCCCCGAACGCCACCGAGAAGAGCAAGUCCUUGAUCCUCACCCAGGCCAUACACCUCAAGGACAACAAGCCCAUCAAGUACGAGAUCAAGGACACGGGAUACUACUGCGUCGGCGCCCUCCCCUACGGCGACUUCAACUUUCAAGCCAUUGUCGAGUUCAGGGAGGCCUACGGCGAGUUGCCAGCAACUCAGAUCCCGAAGCUGCCCUUCUACGGAGGAAUCACCAUCUUAUAUGCCGUUGUCUCUGUGUUCUGGGGCUUCCUCUACUACCAGCACAGAUCCGAUAUUCUCCCUGUGCAGAACUAUAUCACAGCUAUCUUGCUGUUCUUGGUCGUUGAGAUGUUGAUGACCUGGGGCUUCUACGACUACCUGAACCGGAACGGUUCCAACUUGGGCGCUCGUGUUAUGCUGGUCCUGGUUGCCAUUCUCAACGCCUUCCGCAACUCCUUUUCCUUCUUCCUGCUACUGAUUGUAUGCAUGGGUUACGGCGUUGUGAAGCCGUCUCUGGGCAAGACCAUGAUGUACGUCAGAUACCUGGCCAUCGCGCAUUUCGUGUUCGGCCUCGUCUAUGCGAUCACGAGUCUGCUCAUCUCGCCAGAUACUGCCGGGCCAUUCGUCCUAUUGAUUGUGCUACCGCUGGCUGGUACUCUGACUGCCUUCUAUGUGUGGACUCUCAACUCCCUCAACUUCACCCUCAAGGAUCUCCGGGAGCGCAAGCAGACUGUCAAGGAGACCAUGUACAAGAAGCUCUGGUGGUGCAUCCUGGUGUCCAUCCUUGUCAUCUUCGGCUUCUUCUUCUUCAACUCUUUCUCGUUCGCCUCGACCAGCGACCCGGAUUUUGUCCCCUUCCACUGGAAGUCGCGCUGGUUCGUGCUCGACGGCUGGCUGAAUCUGGUUUACUUUGCCGAUGUGGCCUGGGUCGCGUACGUCUGGAGACCAACCGCCAACAACAGGCGCUUCGCCAUGAGUGACGAGAUCGCCCAGGACGAGGACGGCGGCUUCGAGUUUGCCGACGUCGGCAACCCCAUGGAGUCGGACGACGAGGACGAGGAAGCCAACAUCGGAAAGCCGACCUCGGCAUCGAAUAUACACGGGCGCUCGGGGUCCCUCUACUCCCAGCCGUCCGGCGCCGCGCCGAGUCAGCCGAGAGGUGGCGCUGCCGCCGCGCAAAAGUCCGUGAGCCCGAGAGACUCGUUCGAGGACGGCGAGACCAUCUUUGCCGUGGGCGAGGACGGCGACAAGUUUAGCGACGACGAGGACGACGACGAGGAGAGGAAGCUGGUGGGCUCGAAGAAAUAG
Neoarthrinium moseri is the source of this 1653-nucleotide messenger RNA. RefSeq lists its product as uncharacterized. Bases 1 to 1653 code for a protein of 550 amino acids. The record is from RefSeq and is a predicted model, not a curated record. The transcript has 7 exons. NCBI's taxonomy places the organism in Eukaryota, Fungi, Ascomycota, Sordariomycetes, Amphisphaeriales, Apiosporaceae. Gene Ontology annotation, cellular component: Golgi apparatus; membrane. Gene Ontology annotation, biological process: retrograde transport, endosome to Golgi.